ACACCAUCUCCUUUAUAGUAUCACCCUAUAAUUUCACCCCUUGAGUUGCAGCUAGCACUCUAGUAGAAGUUAUGGGUGGUUCAACUUUUUCAUUGAGCCUCAUCUUGAUGCUAACUGCUUCCAUGUUGGCUGUUAGUAUGGCCAACAAAGAUUGGCAUUUUGGCUUUAACUAUACCAAUUGGCCCUUCAAAGGAGGCCCUCCCCAAAGCCAAAAUGAUAUAUCAGGACCCAGAAAGAUCGUUGUAGGUGGCUCAGAGAACUGGCAAUUAAACUUUAACUACACCGAUUGGGCUCUUAAAAAUGGCCCCUUUUACCUAAAUGAUACUCUAGUGUUCAAGUAUGAUCCACCAACGAACGACUCCACAAUUCCUCACAGUGUAUACUUGCUACCAAACAUCUGGAGCUUCUUAACGUGCGAUUUAACAAGGGCAACAAUGGUGGCCAAUACAACACAAGGAGGGGGCGAGGGAUUUGAAUUUGUGCUGAAAAAGUGGCAACCCUACUAUUUUGCUUGUGGUGAGCGUAAUGGCUAUCAUUGCAAGGCUGGGCAGAUGAAGUUCUUUGUCAUGCCACUGUUUCGCCAAUGGCAUUGAUGACGAAGGAGCUAAGGAUGUUUUAUUACUACGUGCUACCUACUACCUAGCUAGGGUUUUUUCCCCCAUAUUUACUUUCUAAAGUUGUUGCGAGCAAGAUUUGUUUUUAGAUUAUUUCCUUAAGAUAAGCAAUGAGUGCUAAAUAAAUCUAUGAGAUGAGAGUGAAUAAGUGUACUUCUAUAUGGUGAUAGUCUGAUAGUCCUGCAUUGAUGCGAUGCUUUGAUGUAAUAUUGACUUCAUAUAGAAAAGCUUUUGAAUUUUAUGCAAUUGGAAAGAUUGAUCAUGUUUGGAGAUUAAAUUCAAUAAAAAUUCAGCGUAAAUGCUUUA
Messenger RNA from Quercus robur (English oak), 920 nucleotides. RefSeq names its product blue copper protein 1a-like. The transcript has 2 exons. Bases 72 to 593 code for a protein of 173 amino acids. Lineage: Eukaryota; Viridiplantae; Streptophyta; Magnoliopsida; Fagales; Fagaceae. Gene Ontology annotation, molecular function: electron transfer activity. The record is from RefSeq and is a predicted model, not a curated record.